Molecule: messenger RNA, 4300 nt
Organism: Punctularia strigosozonata HHB-11173 SS5
Lineage: Eukaryota; Fungi; Basidiomycota; Agaricomycetes; Corticiales; Punctulariaceae
Exons: 21
Coding region: 208-3909 (1233 amino acids)
Source: RefSeq, a predicted model, not a curated record
CUGCAUUAGUCCGAGCGAUCUCUCAUUGGUUGUCCUUAUCGUUCUUGACGUUCUUGGGCGGGACUCUGCGUUACGGAGACAUACUAUCCGGCCCGGGUCGACGAUUAGUCGUGACCUAGCAAUUCUCCUCCCCUCGAGUCAUCUAUCGUGACCUUGACGCUCGACUUACAACUGUGCACUACACCGAAAGGAGCAACGACCGCAUAUAUGCGCGAAGACAACUCGCCACCACUUCCUGUCCAUGCCCCUAUCGCUCGGCGACCGGACGAGAGCCACCGGGUUUCAUUCGCCCAGGCGCCGUCGAUCGCCGACGAACCCAGCCCAGACGCCACCGACGCCCAAGGUGACGGAAGCAGUACUGGUCGCACUUCAGACCCCGAAAUGCAGCAGCAAGAGAUCGUACAGGAGAAGGCGAGCAGGAAUAGCAGUGGGGACAUUGCUCGACACAGAGGCGAUGCGAACGAGAAGGGGAAUAGCGAGGUCACGAAGGCGACACGGAGGGCUCCUAUCUUUACCGUACCAAAGCAGCUUCGGUGGAUCCCGGCCAAUGCGACGUGGUCGAAGUUGAAGCCUGCGAUUAGGAGCGCUCUAGCUGCCUGGCUAUCUCUAGUUCUCCUUCUCAUCCGUCCUGUUCAACAGUCCAUGGGUCAGGCUAGUUUCAUCAUCCUAGUCGCUUCCGUCCUAUCACCGCCAAGCGACCAGUUCAUGGCCGUCCUGGAGCGCGAGUUCUUCAUCUUGCUGUUCGUCACUACUUCAUGGGCAUGGAGUUGCCUCGGUAUUAAACUGGCCAACCUAACUCGAAGGCAUAUCGUCCCCAACGCGAGUUCCACCAGCAUCUUCUCUGGUCAAUACAUCGAAUGGCGGGUAACAGUGAUUAUGGCCAUAUUUAUGUUCAUAGGUUCAGCAACCAUGUUGUAUAUUAAAGGGAAAGGUCCGGGUCCGUAUACAUUCGCGACGGUUCUGUCCUGUAUCUGCCUGAGUAUCUCUCUGACAUCGGCGCCGUUGUUUCCAUACGCAUACUACCUUUUCGGCAAAACCAUCGUCGUCCCCGUCGCGAUCCAUUCUGCCGUCGCGCUCUUCUGUUCGCUCUUCUUUUUCCCAGAAACGGUCAUGGGCGAAUAUCGCACCCGCCUCCGGGCCGUGUUCACCCCUUUGGUUACCUCGCUCACCCUGCAUCGCGCCGCACUCGGCACAGACCCGCACUCGCCCGCGUUUGCCUCGACCGUUUCCUCCAUCCGCACCGCCGUCGCGCAGUCCGAAGGCGCGCUCGUCCCGCUCGCCGCUUCCACGCGGCUCAUCACUCGCGACAUCACCUACGGCCGCAUCGGUCCUGCAGAUCUGACCAGCCUCCAGCCCGACUCCCGUCGGCUGAGCGUGCGCGCUAACGGGAUGGGCGUCUUCUUCGCGCUUGUAGAUCCCCUUCGUGAGCGCUUCCCGAUGACGCCAGGCCCUAGCCGCGUUGGCAGCCCGGCGCAAAGUAGGGUGGGCACGCCAGGACCGAGCAGGCCCGGAAGCUCGCCUGGAAGCCCUCCGGGGUCUCCAAGGGAGAGCAGGCCCCCCAGUCCGUCACCUAGGCGGGAUGACCUCGAGAGUGGCCAGGUGACGCCAACGUCCCCGGUAUCGGUUACGGGAACGGGCACGGGAACUGGAACCGGAUCGGGGACUUAUACAAAGGAUAGGGAAAAGGCCGGGAACGCGCGUCGAAGGCGUCAAAACGCCUCCCGGACCGACUCAAGCGCGCACGCACACUUCCGCGACAUCUUCCAGCACCAUCCACACUCACCCUUCAACAUGUCGCGCUUCCACCAUCACCACGCGCGUGCUCCCGUGUCGACCGGCGCGAACCACCAUCACAGCCUACACAACUCGCUAUUUCACUUUGCGCUCCAGCGGAACGAGCCACUUGUGGGAGUGUUCGAGUCCCAGCGGUACCAAAGCCUCGAGAACAGACACUACGCGCAUCCGAGUGGGGAGCGUUUGUUGACGCGGGCGGUUGAGCUUCUCGGGCAGAGCUGCGACGGACUGCUGAGCGCAAACUUGGACGGGUUGAAGGGUGUCGAGAGAUGGCUGGACGUCGUGAGGCAGGACCGAUGGGACUGGGUGAUGGUAUGGAAGAGAGGGAGGGAGAGGGAGAAAUGUUGGAAGGAAGGGAGGGAGGAGGUUGAGAAGUUGCAUGCGGCGCUGGUGGAUGAAUUGAGGCUCUUUAGGGAGGUCAAGAGGCACGCGAUUCUGGAGCCCUAUCGCGUUGCGUUGGACCCGAGGCAGGGAGCGGACGAUAUGGACACGCCACCUCAUCGAUACCUCUUCCACUGCUAUGUGUAUCAGUACCAUCUGAUGCGAUUCUCUCAGAAUCUGGUCGACGUGCUCGGCGGCAUAUUGAAGGUGGAAGAGAAUGCAGGACGUAGUCGUCUGUGGUACCCGACUUCGUGGCUAUCCCGAGCGAAUGUCUUAUGGCAGUCGUACACCACCUAUAAUGAAGCCGAGGAUCGAGGGGAGGACGAAGAUCCAAACGUUGUUCAAGGUAUAGGCGACCACUGGCCGGAGGAUCUGGGCCAGACAGCUGGUCGAGAUCCAGAUGCCAUGCCCCCUGCGAACCCAUUCGAAUGGGUCAUGAACUUCCUAUAUCGCAAUCUUGCUGCUCUCACUAGAGGCAAUGCUGUCUUUGCCAUCAAAGCCGGCGUAUUGACUAUCGUGCUCGCGCUUCCGAUCUUCAUCCAGUCGUCUGCCGAAUUCGGCUAUGAAAACCGGUUCAUUUGGGGAAUCUUCAUGGGCCAGCUUACUCUGGCGCGUUUUCGCGGAGACACGACAUUCGGCCUCACCGCUCGCAUCUUCAGCACGUUUGGUGGCGGAGUGCUUGGCCUGCUCAUGUGGUACAUCUCCACCGGUGCAGGCCAUGGCAGCCCGUACGGCCUCGGCGCCGUCACCGCGAUUUUCUUUCCCUUCAUGUUCUUCGGGAGGCUAUACUGGCCGGUCCCUCCGAUGACAAAGAUCAUCUUCUUCGUGACAGCUAUGCUAGUUGUCGGUUACUCGUGGCAGGACACCCACUUCCCUCUGUUUGGCUCCCCUGGUGUCGGUUGGGCAGUGGCAUGGAGACGCUUCGUCCUGGUUACCGCGGGGGUGACAGCAGCCUUUAUAUUCUCUUUCCUUCCUCCAUCCACAACUCUGCGGCGGUAUCAGCGAUCAAGUCUAGCCACCACCGCCACCGACUUAGGAUGCCUCUACUGUUCGAUAAUCUCGUUCGCCGUCACUCAUCACGCGCGGCCGAGCAAGGACAACAUCACUCAGGAGAUCGUCCGCAGCCUCAUCGCUAUCCGAGCCAAGUUGAAGCGGUCCAUAGCACUCAAAGAUAACAUAAUAUAUGAGUUCUCGCUUCGAGGGAAGUGGCCCGCGGAAAGGUACCAGAAGAUCUGCGACACGCAGCUACAGAUUGCUUAUCUCUUAAGCAACCUCAUGUCCGUGGUGGAGCAGUUAGACGGCCCAUGGACGUAUGCGUUCCUCCAACGCACGCGAUUCCUGGAUUCCGACUUCCAGGGGGACGUCUUAGCUGUGAUCAGUUUGAUCACCACAGCACUACGCACGGGGAAUCCUCUGCCUCAGAUCACGCCAUGCCCUCUGGUCGACCGAUUCAUGCUCCAUCAACAUGGGCUCAAUGUCCUCCUACCGGACCAAGACGAUCCUUACGGGCUCCCUCGGACGGUCACCAUCGAUACGUUGGAGAACGAGCAAUAUCUGAUCUUCUGCGUGGCAACGACGACCGCAUUCAACAUUAUGACGAGGUUGGACCGCCUCAUGGUGGCCACGAAGGAGCUCGUCGGGGAGCAAUACCACAUCGACGGAGUGGGCAUCAGACUAGCCGAGGGGCGCCGGGGCAUCCCUAUGGGCUCCCGUACGACCACAAAAGAGGCAUGAUCCCCGUCACUCGGAUGGUGCCUUUGAGCACUGUAUACUGGCACCACGUCAUCAUGACAAACUAGAGGGCGUGACCAUCCUCAAGCAUCGGCUUUUCACGCACAUCGCUGAUCUCGGAGCCACCUGACACUCUCCUUGCUGCGCAUCUAGCGCUGUAGAUGUGCAAGCUCGCCUUUACGGGCGAAGGGGGCUCGAAUCCGAGAGUGGUUCAGGGGUUGGAGGGUGCCGUUUCACUCCCUACGAAACGGGUCUACACUGCUGACAAGGUGCUCCUCAGCGAUGACGCGACGGGCCGGCUUGUGAUUGUACUGCGAGUAUGAUGUGGUCUACAAUGUCUCAGCACUUCCUUUGCAAUGCAAUGUCAGAUGGUCAUGGACCAAUCUUGUACCCG